CCGAGAUUCUCGGUCACUGUUUGGUAGGAACUCCUGAGAUCGAGUUGUAAUAUUAUGGCAUUGUUAGUUUCGUUCUUCGUAGAUCUUUUGAUCGCGUUAAUCACUUUGGGAGUACUGCUUGCUUUGUAUAUGAAGCAAUGUCAUACUUAUUGGCAAAGACGCGGUGUUCCUACACUACCUGGUCACUGGCUUUUCGGCAAUAUAAAAGACGUGGUCAUGCAGAAGAACUCUGCGGGGAUGGUGAUCGGCGAGCUGCACAAUCAGGCUUCGGAGGACGACGAUGUUCUCGGGAUUUAUAUUUUACACAAGCCGUACUUGUUGAUUAGGAGCCCGGAGCUGAUCAAACAGAUUUUGGUGAAAGACUUCAAUAACUUCCCGGACCGUUUCUUCACGGCUCGAUCGUUUCGGGACAAAAUCGGUAGCUCGAAUCUCUUCACGAUUCAAAAUCCAGAAUGGAGAUAUUUAAGAACGAAAAUAACACCGGUGUUCACGAGCGGAAAGAUGAAGAGGGUUUGCGAAUUGAUCGCUGAGACCUCCGAUUGUAUGAGCAAAUAUUUGGAAGCCGAAUUCUCGCAUGGCACGAAAACGAAAGUACUUCCAAUGAAAGAGAUCGCUAUGAAAUAUACGACCGAUAUCAUAUCUUCCGUGGCCUUUGGAAUCAAAGUGAAUUCGUUCGACUCUGACAAAACAAAAUUCUACGAUCAAGCACAAGAGGGAGUCCGGCUUACAUUGUACCGCAGCAUUCGACUGACUAUUAUGUUCUUCUUCCCAAAAAUCGCACCUUAUUUGGGUGGCCAGUUUCUGGGCUCGUCUACGAAUUACUUCCGUCAAGUAUUUUGGGACUCCUUUCAUAGCAGAGAGAAGUCUAAUAUCAAACGUGGAGAUUUGAUCGAUUCUCUGAUAGAUUUGAAAUCGGGGGAACAAGAGAAGCAACUCAAGUUCGAGGGAGAUGUACUGGUAAGUCAAGCGGCGAUCUUCUUCGUUGCCGGUCGCGAAUCGAGCGUGACGACGAUUUCCAUGUCGUUGUACGAGCUCGCCAAGAAUCCAACGAUUCAGAAACGAGCUCGAGAAGAAAUUCGCGAGAAAUUGGCACAGCAUGGAAUGACUUACGAAGGCAUACAGAGCAUGAAGUAUCUUCAACAAAUCAUGUCCGAAACCCUAAGGCUCUAUCCUCCAGCCCCGCUCCUCGAUCGAGUCGCGGUUAACGAUUAUAAGAUACCGGGGACAGAUAUAGUCAUAGAAAAAGGGACACCUAUAUACGUGGCUUUGUGCGGCAUUCACCGUGACCCGAGAUACUUCCCGGAUCCUUUGCGUUACGAUCCUGAUAGAUUCAGCGAUGAAAAUAAAGAUAACAUCAAGGCAUGCACGUACAUGCCUUUCGGUGAAGGGCCGAGAAUUUGUAUCGGAGCGCGACUCGGUACUUUGCAAUCGGCUAUGGGUAUAAUACCGGUACUGAAAGAUUACGAGGUCUCGUUGGAUCCAACGUAUAAAGGGAGAUAUGUCGACGGUCGUAAUAUCUUCAUAGUACCAGAGGAAGGAUUCAGAUUAAAGUUAACGAAACUAUAAAUCAUGUUUCAAAAACAUAUUUAUAUUCGAGAUACCCGAACUUUAAACUGAGAAAAUAUAUGACAGUGUAUUCAUUUCUAUGUACAAAUAAUAAAAUUAUACAAUGAGUUUCUUAUUCAA
Ceratina calcarata is the source of this 1686-nucleotide messenger RNA. RefSeq names its product cytochrome P450 6k1. The record is from RefSeq and is a predicted model, not a curated record. Gene Ontology annotation, molecular function: heme binding; oxidoreductase activity, acting on paired donors, with incorporation or reduction of molecular oxygen; monooxygenase activity. The coding region runs from base 55 to 1566 and encodes 503 amino acids. Lineage: Eukaryota; Metazoa; Arthropoda; Insecta; Hymenoptera; Apidae. The transcript is spliced from 6 exons.